AUGAUACCGGGGAGGAAGCACGCAUGUCUCAUGUUUCACGGUUAUACCUUCAAAAGAUACCAGCUCCUCGCGAACGGUCAAGUGAGGUGGAGGUGUUCCAAGUGGCAUUCCGGGUGCAGAGUGUCUGUGAAAACUAAUACCAUAGAUCCAAGAGAUGGCAUCGUUUUGAUUGAAAAUCUACAUAAUCACGAAAGGCCCAAACUAAUUCGAAAUAAAAUCACGUACUUAUCGACUGGAAAAAAAUAUCCAUUAUUGGUCUGCAACGAAUAUGUUUACAAGCGUAUAAGAGUGAACCGUCAUACGGGACACAUUUUUUGGAGAUGCGUGAUGAUACACAAAGGUUGCAGAGCGUAUUGUCUCGCGAGCGAUGAUGAAAUUGUAUGCAAAAAUUCUCACAACCACGAUGCCCCAAAGUUUAGAACAAGUACAGGUCGAUGGAUCAUGCCAUAG
Messenger RNA from Parnassius mnemosyne (clouded apollo), 450 nucleotides. NCBI's taxonomy places the organism in Eukaryota, Metazoa, Arthropoda, Insecta, Lepidoptera, Papilionidae. The record is from the annotation of a GenBank genome assembly.